Molecule: messenger RNA, 1467 nt
Organism: Moneuplotes crassus
Lineage: Eukaryota; Ciliophora; Spirotrichea; Euplotida; Euplotidae
Source: the annotation of a GenBank genome assembly
AUGGAGAAAAAUAGAAAGACUCUCACUACUAGUUCUGGUAUGCCUAUUGACAACAACCAGUUCUCUCAAACUGCUGGAGCCAAAGGACCAGUUCUGAUUCAAGAUUUUGCGCUUGUUGACAAGCUUGCCAAAUUUGACAGAGAGAGAAUCCCAGAAAGAGUUGUUCAUGCUAAAGGUGCUGGAGCUCACGGAUACUUCCAGGUUACUAACGAUGUUACUAAAUAUACCAAAGCUGACUUCCUCAGUGAAGUAGGAAAGCAAACUCCUCUUUUCACAAGAUUCUCUACUGUUGCGGGAGAAAGAGGAUAUGCUGACACUGAUAGAGAUCCAAGAGGAUUUGCUAUUAAAUUCUAUACUGAAGAAGGAAACUAUGAUAUGGUUGGAAACAACACUCCAGUCUUCUUCAUUAGAGACCCAAUCAAGUUCCCAGACUUCAUCCAUACACAGAAGAGAGAUCCUAAGACUGGCUUAAGAAGCUCCCAGGCUGGAUGGGACUUCUGGGUACAUCAACCAGAAGCUUUCCACCAGUUGACAAUUCUUUUCUCUAACAGAGGAACUCCAGACGGUUAUAGACACAUGAACGGAUACUCUUCCCACGCUUACAAGUGGGUUAAUGCUGAUGGAGAUGAGCACUAUGUCCAAUAUCAUUUCAAAACCGACCAAGGAAUCAAGAAUUUCACAAGUGAGGAAGCCACCAAGAUGAAAUCUGAGAAUCCAGAUUACGCUACUGAAGAUUUGUACAAUGCUAUUGAUAAUGGAAAUCCUCCAAGCUGGACCUUGUAUGUCCAAUUGAUGCCAGUUGCUGAUGCUGAGACUUACAAAUUUGAUGUUACUGACAUCACAAAGGUAUGGCCACAUAGUGAUUACCCACUUAUUGAAGUAGGAAAGAUGGUUUUGAACAGAAACCCAGACAACUAUUUCGCUGAGACUGAGCAAUCAGCCUUUGCUCCAACUCAUACUGUGCCAGGAAUUGAGCCAUCUAAUGAUAGAAUGCUUCAAGGAAGACUAUUUUCUUAUCCAGAUACUCACAGACACAGAUUAGGCGCUAACUACGAUCAAAUUCCAAUCAAUUGCCCAUACAGAGCAAGAACUGCUCAUUACCAAAGAGAUGGACCAUUAACUUCCACCAGCAACUUUGGAGGUUUGCCAAACUAUGAGCCAAACACCUUAGGAGGUCCAGUUGCCGAUCCAAAGGCUGCAUGGAGUACUCCAAAAGUAACUGGCAAGGUAGGAAGACACGACUUCGGAACUCCAGAUGAUUUCGUGCAACCAAGAGCCUUAUACAAAAACGUAAUGACCGAAGAGGACAGAGAGCACUUGAUCAAAAACACUGCUGAGCACAUGGCGGGCGUCACUAAAGAGGUCAAAGAGAAGGCUGUAAAGAUCUACUGGCAGAUUGAUCCAGACUAUGGAGAAAGAAUCGCAAAGGCUGUUGGAGUUGAUGCUCCAAAGAUGGCUAAGAUGUAA